AUGGCGUCACCGAACAUGAACUCCAUCUCGCGGCAAGACGUGACCACGCUGCUGCGCCAGGUCCAGGGCAACUCCCUGUUCAACCGCCAGCUCUCCUCGGUCUGCCAGGUAAAUGGGCUUAAGAGCACCGGCGUCAAAGCUGAGCUCCAGCGACGCAUCGUCCACCUGUGCGCGUAUUCGACGACCACCGUGAAGGCAGCGCUCCGCGUAGCAUAUGCUGACCCUGCUUCGUCUGCAGUCAUAAACGAAACGUUCGCCAACAACGACGUUGCGCGGUUCCACCAAGUCCGGCAGAGCAUCUACAAUGCCUCUGCACAAAGAGCGAGCCCUUCCAAGGCGGCAACGGCCCGAAGCAAUGGUUCCGUAGCAGCACAACCGAUACCGAACCUUUCUACACCAUCAGGAUCGCCCUAUGGCACCACUGGUUAUCCUGGCCGGCCGUAUGGGCAAGUCUCGGCAAACGGAAUCUCGUCCCCCUAUGGCUCUGCCAUGUACGGCUUCUCGUUCAAACCGAGCCCGUUCUAUAGCGUUGAAAGUGCCGUGAGUGGCUUGCUUAUGACCCAGCACAGGAACACUGUCACCAUACCACUGAGGCUAGCCGAUCAUCCUAUUCUCCAGCGAUGCAGCGACGAUAAGUCAUACAGGAUCAUGGUGUUUUGCGCCAACGACGACAGCGGUCUACAGGACGUGGCAUUUCCACAUCAGUCCGAGCUUCGGGUCAAUGGCGAUGAGAUCAAAGCCAACCUGCGAGGCCUCAAGAACAAGCCUGGCUCCACCAGACCCGUUGAUAUCACCAAUGCUCUUCGCCUGCGGUCGAAUUACAUGAAUAACAUCGAGUUUACAUAUGCGCUGACGAACAAGCUUCAGGAGCAAGGACCACAAUGGCUGUGUCCCAUAUGUAACAAGUCUGCGCCCUUUGAUCAAUUGGCCGUUGACGGUUACGUCAAAGCCAUUUUAGAAAAGACAUCAAAAAAUCUGGAAACAGUCACGAUUGAGCCAAACGGCAAGUGGUCUAGCAAACCCCCCAAGGAGGACUCAUCGCCAUCCAGACCACGAGGCGCACCUGUCGAGGACGAUGAAGACGACGACCUGGAGGUGUCUGAAAUCAUCAUUGGCGGCCGUCGGUUGGAAACACCUAAGAAGUUGAGCCACUGUACGGACACACCGAGUUCUGGUGGCAGAGACCAUUCCUCGACAGCGCCGCGAGGCUCACACAGCGCCAAACGACCAGCUCCAGCAGUUAUUGACCUAACGCUGUCGUCGGACGAUGAAGAGCCCAUUCAGCGGCCAAGUAAGCGGCAGCACACUUACACGUAUCAUCGCGGCACGACCCCGCCGUUUCUGAGCGAGUCUCCCGUCAAUUAUCAGCCCUAG
Messenger RNA from Trichoderma gamsii, 1374 nucleotides. RefSeq lists its product as hypothetical. The transcript is spliced from 5 exons. The record is from RefSeq and is a predicted model, not a curated record. Gene Ontology annotation, molecular function: SUMO ligase activity. The coding region runs from base 1 to 1374 and encodes 457 amino acids. Gene Ontology annotation, biological process: protein sumoylation. Lineage: Eukaryota; Fungi; Ascomycota; Sordariomycetes; Hypocreales; Hypocreaceae.